This is a messenger RNA of Diaporthe batatas, 507 nucleotides long. RefSeq lists its product as uncharacterized. Gene Ontology annotation, molecular function: carbon-sulfur lyase activity. The transcript is spliced from 2 exons. The coding region runs from base 1 to 507 and encodes 168 amino acids. Lineage: Eukaryota; Fungi; Ascomycota; Sordariomycetes; Diaporthales; Diaporthaceae. The record is from RefSeq and is a predicted model, not a curated record.
AUGGCGGCCAACAAUACCAACGCCAACUUUCCAAUCACUGUCGCCGAAGACGGCUGGUCAACAGACGAAGAGGCAACAGCAACCUGUUUCUGUGGUGCUGUUCAGCUAGCAUUUCCAACCCAAGGCCCAGGCCUCAUCAACACAUUCGUGUGCAACUGUGCAGACUGCCGCAAGGUUACAGCGUCGAUGUUCGCAUCCAACUUCAGCAUAGACGACAAGUAUCUCAGGCACCUGCGGGGCCAGGAGAAUCUCAGCAGCUGGGGUCAGGCCAAGACGGUGUCCUCGGGCAACAAGAUGACCAACUACUUCUGUUCCACGUGCGGGACUUUGAUGUAUCGCGUGUCGUCUGGAUAUCCCGGGAUGAGCAUCCUGCGCAUCGGGACUGUGGAUGACUUCAGCCUGGCUGAGGGGAAGCUCAAGCCCCGGACUGAAUGUUUCAUUGAGCGCCGGGUAGGGUGGCUGUCGGGUGUUGAGGGGGCAAAGCAUGUGGAGGGCUUCAAUCCAUGA